GUCCGUCAGAUGAUGUGGCUGAUGGAUCAUAUUUUUAAAUACACAAACUUUGGCAUUGUGUCUCUAAUCCAUGGAGACUUCUUUAUAAGACAGGGAAGAGCACACCGUGACCAGCAGCUUGUGUUACUCAAGGAGCAUCUAGAAAAAUAUUACAGGAGCCGUAAUCGGAAAUGGAUUGUUUUAUUUCCAGAGGGUGGCUUUCUUAGGAAAAGGAGAGAAACAAGCCAGGCAUUUGCCAAGAAAAACAAUUUGCCAUUUCUUAAACAUGUCACCCUGCCGAGACUUGGGGCAACACAAGUAAUUCUGAAAACUCUUGUAGCGCCGCAAGAAAAUGGAACUCCAGCAGGUAGAGACGCUGUGAUAAAAGAGAACAAAUCCAAAGGCCUCCAGUGGGUGAUAGAUACAACCAUUGCGUAUCCCAAAGGUGAACCUAUAGACAUCCAAACUUGGAUUCUUGGCUAUCGACAACCAACAGUUACACAUAUACAUUACAGGAUUUUUCCAGUUAAAGAUGUACCUGCAGAGCCUGAAGCUCUUACACACUGGCUAUAUCAACGAUUCAUUGAAAAGGAGGAUCUCUUGACACAUUUCUAUGAAACAGGAGCUUUUCCUCCACUGCAGGGUCAAACAAAAGCUAUUUCUCGGGAGAUGACCCUCAGUAACCUGUGGCUAGUGGGCAUACAAUCACUUGCAUUUUUGUCAGGCGGUAUGUGGUACUGCAUCUUUCAGUAUUUUUAUCAUUGCCUAUUUUAAAAGUGGAAUGGGACCUGAGGACACAGUGGGAAUCCAGGCUCUUGCAAAUGAGUGUCAUGUUGUGUGUGCAAAUGUGAAUAUUCAAGAGUAAAGGCAAAUACUGGACGGACUCUUACCUCUCUUUGGGGAAAUUUUAAACUCCACUAAAAGUGAAGGUCGGUAACAUAGUGACCUGAUGAUGUAUUAUUUUAAGAAUUGUCUGUAUUUUUAAAAAUGUAUACUCUCACCCACACUUAAGCAAAUUCAGCAUUUGGACAAAAGGUGCAAUCGUACAACCACCGUAGAAGAAUGUCUGUGACAAGAAAGCUCUGUCACCUCAAGUAUUUCUUGGCAUUGUAGUUAGAGCUCAGAAAAUUCAGCAACUUGUCUCUUCAGUAGUCUGUACAGCAUCUGUGUGGUAGAGAUUCCUCAUUUGCACAACUUGUACUUUAUGGCAACUCAUUGUGCUGGAGUCAAAGAUACUCAGCAGAGCUGGUGGCGGUAUCUUUGCGGCUACACAGUCAGCAGUUGUUGUAUUAGACACGUUGAUCUAAAACCAAGACCCAAAUAAGAUCCAGCGUCAGGUGUGUUUUGUGAGGAAUUGGUCCUCAAAAAAGCAUUGCAGCAUCAUAGUGUGAUGAAAAGCUGUCCACGUUUGCUGAAUCAGCCCAUCCCCGCUGUGGUCUUACCAUCAGCUCUCCAAAUUCUGUACGCUACCAGUAUCUCGUAUUAUGAGGAAACUUGGAAAAUGUAAAGUCACUUGCGUAAUUUUCCCUUUAUGUUCAUCUCAACUAUCAUUAUCAUUUUUCAAAAUGCACUUUUAAAAGUAAAAAUACAGUGAAGAAAAGACACAAAACUUAGGGAAUACAGGAAAGCUUUAUUUGUUGUGCGUUGGAAGCCAGAGCAAUUCUAGCUGUUUCUGAAGGUCUGCUGGUGCUGCUGGUGAUUUUUAGCCACCUUUGUAUUUUGUAUACUGCAGUCCAACCAAGGUGACCUUUGAGUGGUUUAUAGAGGCCUUUUUCUCCCCCGCUAGUUGCAACAGCACUAAAUAUACUUGUGGGAGAGUUUAAAUAAUUCAAUGCCAACCAUCUUAAUGUUUUGCUAAGGAAUAAUAGAAGAAAAACUAGUUUCUUAAAAA
Cariama cristata (Red-legged seriema) is the source of this 1870-nucleotide messenger RNA. It is a transcript of the gene LPGAT1, whose product is annotated as lysophosphatidylglycerol acyltransferase 1. The record is from RefSeq and is a predicted model, not a curated record. Gene Ontology annotation, molecular function: acyltransferase activity. Lineage: Eukaryota; Metazoa; Chordata; Aves; Cariamiformes; Cariamidae. The transcript is spliced from 5 exons. Gene Ontology annotation, cellular component: endomembrane system. The coding region runs from base 10 to 753 and encodes 247 amino acids.